Messenger RNA from Arvicanthis niloticus (Nile rat), 2224 nucleotides. RefSeq names its product PDZ domain containing 9 (gene Pdzd9). The record is from RefSeq and is a predicted model, not a curated record. Gene Ontology annotation, molecular function: protein binding. NCBI's taxonomy places the organism in Eukaryota, Metazoa, Chordata, Mammalia, Rodentia, Muridae.
CUGGCGUCCAUUAAGAGAGAUGGCCGAGUCCAGGUUUCCCCGUGGCCUGUGGUCCUCAUCUGGUGCCUCGAGGAUUCCAAACUGUUGGAAGUUGGGACAGGUUCCAACCAAGGCUUUGGGAGGAUCAAGAGAGCCCUGCUCUGAGCAAUGGAAAAGGGCUCCCUCAAAAGCAAAAAUGAUGAAGGAAACAACUCCAAGGCCAAGGCGUCUGUAAACAGCUUGAACAAAGUGAUUCAGACCAGACUCACUGUGGGCAGCCUGGGAUUGGGCCUGGUCAUCAUCCAGAAUGGGCCCUACCUCCAGAUUAGCCACCUCAUCAAUAAAGGGGCUGCAGCCAGUGACGGAAUCCUCCAGCCAGGUGAUGUUCUGAUUAGUGUUGGACAUGCCAAUGUGUUAGGAUAUACCCUUCGUGAAUUUUUAAAGCUUUUGCAAAAUAUCACUAUAGGAACAGUGCUACAAAUCAAGGCUUACCGAGGCUUUAUUGAAAUACCCCAGGAAUGGCAAGAUGUAUAUGAUUUAAUUCCUGAGACCAAAUUUCCAAUCCCACACACACCAAAGAAAACAGAGAAGGCAAAAGAGCCUUUUGUAAGCCAUGACCAUGAAGAUGCAGUUUUAGAUAAAAGACUGAAGUAUUAUAGGUAUCCUCGAUCAGUCUGGAAUCACCCUGUAAGGACACCGAUAUCAAUCUCCACAGAAUGGCAUGGGUAUAAAAAGAAGGACCACACUAUUAGUGUUGGCAAAGAUGCUAACUGUGAUGUAGUAAUUCAUAAGGACGACAAGAAAGAACUGAGGGCCCCUUCUCCGUACUGGGCAAUGACAGAGCAAGACAAAACCAUCUCCUCCUCCUCCUCCACGGCUGCCUCCUCCAUCUCAGAUGCCUUCUGGCUGGAGGAUUAUGCACAGGUUGAGGAGGGCAAAGGUAAACAGGUAUCAAAGUUUGGUUAGGUAUUGGCUUGCAAAUUUGUGGCCACAGAACUUUUUAUUUUUAAACAUCCAAUUUUUAUGCCUUACCAUGGUGUUGACUUGUACAUUUCCUACAUGACUUACCAGCUCUCCUAUGACUACAGAAAGCCUUCUUCCAUUAGCAGCUCAGGAUUUCCCUGUGGUCUAACAGGCUCUGCAGACCUGUUCUCAGGUCUCAUCAUCAUCCACUCAGCUUUUACAAUGUCACUGGAGGAACCUUCCCCAUCACCAGAAUGGCUGAACAACUGUCUUGUAAGGUACAGUUUUCCUUGAGGUUUUGGACUGAUUGUUAACAUUACAACCCCUGCCCCCACCCGCUCAGUGAUACCUUUAUUCGGAAUAUCAGGACUGAAACAAGUGAGAAACAGACAGGAGAAGGAGUCAGAUACAAAUGAAGGAACCAGCUGAGAGGAUGUUACUUAGAAAUGUAGUUUUACUGUAAAUGGGGCAAAAUCCAGACCAUUCAAUUGUUAUUACCCCCAAAUGAGCAAAUUUUAAAGCUGCUUUUAUUUUUAAAAGCCAUCAGUAAUAAUCUGCAAGUUUUACUUUUAAAGCUGCUUAGUCUCAAUUUUAACAGUUUGUGAAAUUUCUUAAUUGAUGUAAUUGGUGAACUCAAUUACUCUAUUGUUGUUUUCUUUAAAGCAUUUAAUAAAUACCUGUUGACUGCCUAGGAAGAAUGCACGAAAAACACUUACACACAAUGCUUUAUUGGCUCUAUGGCAGCUGGGAGUAACUAUGCUUUCAAGUUUGUUUUUUUUUUUUUUACUUCACUGAGAAAAAUGUUGAAUUAACAUUAAUUAAUAAUUAAGAAACCUGACUCUGAUGUGUUUGCUGGUUUGGGCUGAGACUUGAAUAUAUGCAUCUGUUAUAACUCGUCAAGAAAAGGUGUAUGUCCCAAGUUUCCACUUGCUGCCAUUGACUUCUUGCCAGAAACAAACUUUUUUGCAGCCUUAAAUAAAACACAAAAAGUUAAAUAAUGUUAUCACCAAGUAGAUACACCAUAUAUUUCAAGUUUACGGACAAGACAUUCUAAGACAGCAAUUCUGUAAUACAGCCUCAUAAGACUAAAAUUAACAGUGAGAUAGUUGGUGUUUUAUUCUGAAUGUGAAGAGCAUCACAUGUACAACUAAGCAGACAGACGGUCUCCAGAUAAGGACAGUCUUGAAGAAAAAAAUCCCACUGACAUUCAGAACCAAGAAGAAUGGCUACUGGUAGGCUGUACUUUGUUUUGUAUUACAAUGGUAAAAGGCCUGGGUUAAUC